This is a messenger RNA of Pristis pectinata (smalltooth sawfish), 2151 nucleotides long. RefSeq names its product AFG1 like ATPase b (gene afg1lb). The record is from RefSeq and is a predicted model, not a curated record. The coding region runs from base 247 to 1668 and encodes 473 amino acids. The transcript is spliced from 13 exons. Gene Ontology annotation, cellular component: cytoplasm; mitochondrion. Lineage: Eukaryota; Metazoa; Chordata; Chondrichthyes; Rhinopristiformes; Pristidae. Gene Ontology annotation, molecular function: ATP hydrolysis activity; ATP binding.
UCCAGUUCUUUCGUUUUAACAAAUAAUUAUCACUUUCUCAGACCGAGAACACAAGUAUUCAGACUGUCCCAUCCCACCCCAGAAGCUGCCCUCAAAGGGCAAGAGACCGCGCUGAGCAGUCAGUGCUCCUCAGUCCCACAGGGAAAGUUCCCGGAGGCCGCAGAUGCUGCAAUCCGGACACAAAGUGCCGGAGGAACUCAGUUUUGUGCGUUGAAAUAAAGUUCUUUGUUGUUGACGCUUGUGAAGAUGGCGGCGGGUAGGACGCCCUUGGUUGCUAUCGGCCGUUGGGCCGGUCUGUUGAACGGCGGCGGCCGGUGGUUCAGGUCCAAGCUGCGGCUGAGCAGCCCUCAUUCUACGAAGGGUUACACUCUGCCAGCAACAAACAGCGCUGCUACCGAGGCAGGAAUUCCUCAGAAAGGCUCUGGCUUUGCACCAAGUUUUGAAGGACCUAUGCAGCACUAUGAAUCAUUGGUCAGACGAGGAGAUAUAAAACACGAUGAACACCAGAGAAGGGUUGUGCAGUGUUUACAGAGACUUCAUGAAUUGCUUAAAGGAUACAAUCCUGGUCAACAGAAUUUCUUUUCACAGUUUUUUGACAGUCCUAAACCUCCCAAGGGCCUUUAUGUUUAUGGAGAUGUUGGUUCUGGGAAAACAAUGGUGAUGGACCUAUUUUAUUCUCAUGCGACAGUUAAAAGGAAGAAUCGAGUACAUUUUCAUGGUUUCAUGCUAGAUGUCCAUAAAAGAAUUCAUCGGUUAAAGCAAACUUUACCAAAAAGGAAGCCUGGCUUAAUGGCAAAAUCGUAUGAUCCGAUAGCACCCAUUGCCACAGAAAUCAGUGAUGAGACCUGCCUGUUGUGUUUUGAUGAGUUUCAGGUCACAGAUAUUGCUGAUGCCAUGAUACUGAAGCAGCUUUUUGAAAAUCUAUUCAAAAAUGGUGUUGUUGUUGUGGCCACAUCCAACAGACCACCUGAAGACCUCUAUAAAAAUGGGCUUCAGAGGGCUAACUUUGUGCCAUUUAUUGAUGUCCUGAAGGAAUAUUGUGAUGCUAUCCAGUUGAAUUCUGGAAUUGACUACAGGAGAAGGGCCUCUUCUGGAGCAGCACGACUUUAUUAUCUCACAAGUGAAGCUGAUGUGGAGGCUGUCAUGGAUAAGCUAUUUGAUGAGCUGGCUCAGAAACAAAAUGAUAUAACAAGACCAAGGAUUUUGAAAGUGCAAGGUAGAGAGCUGAGAUUGAGCAAAGCUUGUGGAACCAUGGCAGACUGCACAUUUGAAGAGCUAUGUGACAAACCCCUUGGAGCAAGUGACUACCUGGAGAUUGCUAAGCAUUUCGACACCGUGUUCAUCAGGAACAUACCCAUGCUGACUUUAGCAAAGAAGACUCAAGCACGGCGCUUCAUCACUCUUAUUGAUACCUUUUAUGAUCAUAAGGUCAGGGUGAUUUGCUUAGCUGCAAUGCCAUUGGAGAAUAUAUUUGUUCAAAAGGAUCAUGACAGUCACGAGGAUGAUGCCAGAGUGUUUAUAGACGACCUAGGAUUGAAUCACAAGGUAGAAGACCUUUCCAUUUUUUCUGGAGCGGAAGAAAUAUUUGCAUUUCAGCGCACGGUCUCCCGGCUCACGGAAAUGCAAACUGAACAGUACUGGAAUGAAGGAGACCGGAGGAAGAAGUGACCGAGUGAAUGUAAAACUUAAUUGAAAAUCCACAAAGUGCAAUGAACAAUGGAUCAAAUUUUAGUUUAAUGCAAGGACUGAGAUGAACAUGACGAAGUAUAAGUGUACUCCCAUUUUUUCAACACUUCAUUAACAGGACCAUUUGAUGUACUUCCACACAACAUUUUCAAAAAUUUGCUGGGCCUAAACUAAUGUGUAGUUGUCUUUUGUUUUUAACUUAGAGGACAGUUUCCUUUUGUAUUGCUUUUUGUGGUUUAUCACCCAGUUAUCUUUCCUUGAUUAAUUGUCUCUUCUGUUCUGCACCGAUUUACUUUGGUAGGGUUUCCAUGUUACGGAAUUUGUCCUUUUUCUUAGACUGCUCCAAAAAAUAAUGAAAUAAAAUCACAGAUCAAGAAAAAGCAUAUAACUCCAUCCAACUCACUCCAUCCACAGUAAUCUCUCACUGUGAUUUGUUCUCGUUAACGCUAUGUCCUCAGGGAAAAU